Messenger RNA from Telopea speciosissima, 2764 nucleotides. Its product is annotated as potassium transporter 7-like. Gene Ontology annotation, molecular function: potassium ion transmembrane transporter activity. The transcript has 9 exons. The coding region runs from base 103 to 2427 and encodes 774 amino acids. Gene Ontology annotation, cellular component: membrane. The record is from RefSeq and is a predicted model, not a curated record. Gene Ontology annotation, biological process: potassium ion transmembrane transport. NCBI's taxonomy places the organism in Eukaryota, Viridiplantae, Streptophyta, Magnoliopsida, Proteales, Proteaceae.
CAAAGCACCAUCACAUACGAACCAAAGGUUCUCUGAGCUCCCGUUCUGCAAAUUUCGAGAUCGAGAAAACGAUUCAGAAAGAUACAGUUUCGCUGCAUUGCUAUGGCUGAGUGGAAGACCCGAUCAAAGCAAGCUCUUCUAUUAACAUAUCAGAGUUUUGGUGUAGUAUAUGGUGAUCUAAGCACUUCUCCACUUUAUGUUUAUAAAAGUACAUUUUCUGGGAGAAUGUUCAAACAUCAGACUGAAGAUGCAAUAUUUGGGGCGUUUUCCUUAAUAUUUUGGACUUUAACACUGAUUCCAUUGUUAAAAUACAUUGUCCUCGUGUUGAGUGCAGAUGAUAAUGGUGAAGGUGGAACAUUUGCUCUAUACACACUUCUGUGUAGACAUUCAAAGUUCAGUUUGCUUCCUAAUCAGCAAACAGCUGAUGAGGAGCUCUCCGCAUAUUAUUAUAAGGGUCACUUGAAUAGGAAUGUGGCUCCAUCUUCAUUUAGAAGAUUUCUUGAGAAGCAUAAAAAGUCGAGAACGUCUCUACUUAUUAUAGUUCUAUUUGGUGCUUGCAUGGUGAUAGGUGAUGGUGUUCUCACACCUGCAAUUUCUGUCUUGUCAUCUGUUUCAGGGGUGCAACUUCAAGCAAAGAACUUGCCUGAUGGUAUGGUGCUUGUUAUUGCAUGUGUUGUGUUGGUUGGCCUCUUCGCAUUGCAGCACCGUGGUACGCAGAAGGUGGCCUUCAUGUUUGCACCCGUUGUAAUUUUAUGGUUGUUCUCUAUCGCUGUCAUUGGCAUCUACAAUACUGUUAAAUGGAAUCCAAAAAUAUGGCGUGCUCUUUCUCCACAUUAUAUUUACAUGUUUUUCAGAGUGGCCGGAAAAGAUGGUUGGUAUUCUCUUGGUGGAAUACUUCUGUGUAUGACAGGCACUGAAGCGAUGUUUGCAGAUCUUGGCCACUUCACAACUUCAUCCAUAAGGGUUGGAUUUUCUUGUGUUAUUUACCCUUGCCUAUUACUUCAAUAUAUGGGGCAGGCAGCUUUUAUUUCGAAGAAUUUCUCUGCCAUACCUAUCAGCUUCUAUGCAUCUAUUCCAAGACCUUUAUUUUGGCCAGUUUUUGUGUUGGCAACUCUGGCUGCAAUUGUUGCUAGUCAGUCUGUUAUCUCCGCUACAUUCUCAAUCAUCAAACAAUGCCAAGCAUUGGGUUGUUUCCCACGAGUCAAGAUUGUGCAUACAUCACGACAGAUAUAUGGUCGGAUCUACAUCCCGGAGAUAAACUGGAUCCUUAUGGUUCUUACUUUGGCGGUAACAAUUGGUUUCCAGGACACAAACCUUAUAGGAAAUGCUUAUGGUAUUGCAUGCUCGACCGUCAUGUUUGUGACCACAUGCUUGAUGGUACUAGUUAUCAUCUUCGUGUGGCAGAAGAAUUUCUUAUUUGCCUUAGGAUUCUUCCUUUUCUUUGGGUUCAUUGAGCUCACUUAUGUUGUAUUUGCUUAUGUGAAAGUCUCUGAAGGGGGAUGGGUUCCUUUGGUGCUAUCCACAAUCUUCUUGGUUGUGAUGUAUGUGUGGCACUAUGGUACUAGGCGAAAGUACCUCUUUGACCUGCAAAACAAGGUUUCGAUGAAAUGGAUCCUUGCAUUGGGUCCUAGCCUAGGGAUUGUCAGGGUGCCAGGGAUUGGUCUCAUCUACACUGAGUUGGUAACAGGUGUUCCAUCCAUUUUCUCCCAUUUUGUGACCAACCUGCCAGCUUUUCACCAGGUGAUUGUCUUUGUAUGUGUGAAAUCUGUCCCUGUGCCAUACGUCAGUGCUGAUGAAAGGUACCUCAUCGGCCGGAUUGGCCCAAAAUCUUAUCGGAUGUACCGUUGCAUCGUCCGAUAUGGCUACAAAGAUGUCUGGAAGGAUGAAGAUGACUUUGAAAACAACCUCAUGAUGAGUAUAGCAGAAUUCAUCCAAUUGGAAGCGGAAGGUUCUGACAUCUCUGAAGGCUCUGGUGAUGGAAGGAUGGCAGUAGUUCGGGCUUCUGAAAAGUUUGGGACAAGGCUAGUGAUGUUGGAUUGUAAUGAAAAUAGUAUAAACAAUGAGGAUACCAUUUCCACUGCUAGGAGCAGCAAGUCAGCCACAUUGCAGAACUUGCAGUCCUUGUAUGAGCAAGAGUCUCCCCAGCCGAGUCAGAGGCGGUGUGUCCAGUUUGACAUACCUCAGGGAGAGUAUAUAGACCCACAAGUGAAGGAAGAGCUUCUGGAGCUCGUUGAAGCUAGAAAUGUAGGGAUAGCAUACAUAAUGGGUCAUUCCUAUAUAAAGGCCAGGAGAAGUUCUUCAUUUUUAAAGAAGCUUGCGAUCGAUGUGUUAUACUCUUUUCUUCGGAAGAACUGUCGUCGCCCUGCAGUGGCCCUGAAUAUUCCUCACAUAAGUCUAAUUGAGGUGGGCAUGAUCUACCAUGUGUAGAAUUGCAGUUUUCAUCAGGGGACGCAGCACUGGAUACCAACAGCAAAACAUGUCAGGGUGGUAUUUUCUUGUGGCUGCCAUGCCCGACCUAUUGAUGGUUCCUGACUCCACAGCAUUCGAGUGUUUGGUGGGUCCUCUAAAAAAAAUUUAUGCUGACAUUACAUUGAGGUGGAUAGCCAGUUUAGCAGUUGAAUACCCAGCUAUUCUGAGUUGAAUAAAUAUAAAUGCUGAGAUGGAGGAUGUUGGGGACCAAUUUGUGGAACACUACAUGUCUACAUCUGCCUUGUAUCUGGACACUUGAAGGAAUAAAAUAUGAAUGAGAAUACAUAGUGUCAGC